This is a messenger RNA of Betta splendens (Siamese fighting fish), 3502 nucleotides long. It is a transcript of the gene txlna, whose product is annotated as taxilin alpha. Gene Ontology annotation, molecular function: syntaxin binding. NCBI's taxonomy places the organism in Eukaryota, Metazoa, Chordata, Actinopteri, Anabantiformes, Osphronemidae. The transcript has 11 exons. The record is from RefSeq and is a predicted model, not a curated record. Bases 29 to 1792 code for a protein of 587 amino acids.
UUAUCAAUCCUGUAGAUGGCAGCAAAGUAUGAGGUUGUGCGUCACCAACGAAGAAGACAAAUCCAAAGUUAUGACCGGAAGUGAUUUUUCCCCCCUACCUCACGCUGUUGAGGAAACCUGCAGUCUGUACACACGAGCAAUUUCCUCCUUAAGUGAGAAGAUACCGGAGAUGAAAAAACAAGACAGCGAAGAGUCUGCCACCCAGAGCAGCAGUGAUGCUCCACCUACGGCAGAAGCGACGGACUCCCCGGCAUCUGCCAAAGACAGCUCGGUGAGCAACAGUCCCCAAGAGUCGGAGCCACAGACGCCACAGGCAGAUGCUCCUCCACAAGGCACCGAGGCGUCGACUGAAGCUGCAGAAGCUCUGUUGUCUCAGCGUGACAUGGCUGAGGAGCUGAGCCGCCAGUUGGAGGACAUCCUCAGCACCUACUGCCGCGAAGCCAUUUCGGAUGAUGCCAGCAGCGUGCCGAAUGGUCAGUCACACGGCCUGGAAUUCAACGGUCUAUCUAAUGAUAGGGAGGACGACAAGCAAGAUGACGGCAAAGUCAAUGGAGGUGGCAGUGGGGUAGCGAAGGACCAGAAGAAGUCACAGGAGAAGAAGAAAGUGAAAGGACUGGGCAAAGAGAUCACCCUCCUCAUGCAGACACUGAAUACACUGAGCACCCCAGAGGAAAAGCUUGCAGGACUGUGUAAGAAGUAUGCUGAUCUGUUGGAAGAAAACAGAAACACCCAGAAGCAGAUGAGAGUGCUGCAGAAGAAACAGAACCAGCUUGUCCAGGAGAAAGACAACCUGAGGAACGAGCACAGCAAGGCCAUCCUGGCACGCGGCAAACUGGAGAGCCUGUGCAGGGAGCUGCAGAGACAUAACCGCUCGCUCAAGGAUGAAGGGGUACAAAGGACCAGGCUGGAGGAGGAGAAAAGGAAGGAGGUCACUUCUCAUUUCCAGGUAACCCUGAACGACAUCCAGACACAGAUGGAGCAACACAAUGAGAGAAAUGCCAGCCUCAGACAAGAGAAUGCAGAGCUUGCUGAAAAACUGAAGAAGCUCUAUGAACAGUACAAGCUACGAGAAGAGCAUAUAGACAAAGUGGUGAAGCACAAAGACCUGCAGCAACAGCUGGUGGAUGCAAAGCUGCACCAAGCUCAGGAGCUGCUGAAGGAGUCAGAGGACCGUCAUGAUAGAGAGAAAGACUUUCUGCUCAAAGAGGCAAUAGAGUCACAACGGAUGUGUGAGCUGAUGAAGCAGCAGGAGGUUCACCUCAAGCAGCAGCUGUCACUGUACACAGAGAAAUUUGAAGAGUUUCAGACCACUUUGUCCAAGAGCAAUGAAGUUUUCACCACAUUCAAACAGGAGAUGGAGAAGAUGACUAAAAAGAUCAAAAAGCUGGAGAAGGAGACGGCCAUGUAUCGCUCCAGAUGGGAAAGCAGCAACAAGGCUCUUCUGGAGAUGGCUGAGGAGAAAGCUGUUCGGGACCGAGAGUUUGAGGCACUUCAGGGUAAAGUUCAGCGGCUGGAGAAGCUGCGGAAGGCGCUAAAAGUGGAACGAAACGAGCUCAACAAGAAACUCCAGAACAUCAAUGGUGAGCAGGGUGGCACCACAGCGCCUCCCGGUGCUGACACAGGGACAGAGUCUCCUUCUCCACCACCAACUGAUACUCUGCUGGAGCCAAGCGCUGGGACCAUCCCGGACAGUGACCCCUGCUCCCACGCAUGCCACUGCGGCCCACAAGAACUGGACCCAGACAACCUAAUAGAAGACGCAAGCGCUCAGCCGGUCACUGCGCAGGAGUGAAGUAACGCUUUUCAUACCCCUCGCUACCUUCAAGCAUCAAGCCACCAAAAGAUAAGCCGCCAGCCUGCGAGCCACUAGACCCUGCUAAACGAAGCUGGUCCAGCAGUAGAUCAACACUCUCACAUUUGUAUAUUUUAAGCUGAUUAUAUGAGCAACGUUUAAUGCAAAGGGUCCUCCCAGUAUCCUCAGCAGUUUUAGUCCUGGUGAUGGGAUUGUGCCUCAUCUGUCAGCACAUUUACACAUGUGGUUCAUAGUCAUUAAUAAUAAUAAUAAUAAUAAUAACAAUAAUAAUAUCUUCUCUCGUUGAUAUGGUUUCCAUUAUUAAAUAAUUCAAUAGGCGUGCUCAUUCCCAUAAAUGUGACAUUGUAGAGGGAUCAUUGGCUUAGUAAAAUGACAGCAGUUUACAGAUGUUCAAAGUGCAUACAUAUCACAAAGAAAGGAAAUUGUUCAUAGGACACCCGACUCUGUUAUUUGAUUAAAAUGAAUAUUAAAUAUAAAUGAAAUUCUACAGGCCCGUUUACAUAAAGGCUGUAUUGACCAGAAAUAGUCCAAUAAUUAGAACUAAUGUAAAUGAGCUGUAGUGUUGUACUACACAUUCCUUUUUAACGUGCGUUAAACACAGAAUUGUUUUGGCAGCUCCUGCUGGGCAUGAUAUGAUGCAAGCAAGCAGUACAUGGCAAGAAACAGUCACAGAUAGGUGUGUGUGUGUGUGUGAGAGGGAGUUUUAGUAAUUUCAUAUAUUUCUUCCAGGUGAAGUUAAAACAAUAAUUUCUUUAGCGAAUAAAACUCUCACAUCUAUGUACAAAACAGAACUAAUAAUUAUAUGAACUUUCUUGUUGUGACUGUUCUUUGGUUUUUCAUCUGGCUCAUAUUCAAAAUGCUUUAUAAUAUCUCUGUUCUGUAGAUCAUUUUAGGGACAUUAACAUAGCCUUUCAUAUAUUUGCAGUGUUUAAUUCUGUGGACUUUAUUUAUUGUUUAAAGCAUAAUCUCGUUGAAAUGUGUUAUUUUGCAGAGCACUGUAAACAAUCAGUCUACUCUUGGUUCACUUAGAUGGUUUAUUAAAACAUUCCUCACCUCAGCAAUUUGAUUCCUUACGCAGUUCAGUUAAUCUUAAUGCUGUUUUUUUGUCAGCUUUGUAUAUUGUAAUGACAACCACUUAUUUUGUUUUUUGUGUGUUUGUCUUUUUGGUUUCACAGAUUGUCCUCUGCAUGUUCUGGGAUUUGCAGUAGCUUGUAAUCAGGUCUUAACAAGAGAAUGUUUCGAGGACCUCUAUGCAACACUUGCCUCUUGGUCUUCUGUGGCAGUCUGAACUGACAAGCACUUAACUGAGAAUGUAUAUUCAUUAUAUCCACUGUCCUGCAUGGAUGCACUGUAUAAACAGACAUAUCUCAUGACUCGUGAUGAUUUGUCAAAGCUCACCAUCCUCUUACUGAUGCUUUUAAAAAGCUGUGACUGACCAGAGUGGCAACAAGUAGAGGAAAUGUUACUAGUCAUUUCUCCUGAGACACAUCUAACAUACACAUGUAGCAUCAGUAUAGUGACAGAGUGACAACCAAUAGAGAUGAAUCUCUAAUAAGACAGUACUAUGGCAGAUGUGGAGCUUCACCAACCAUCAUAAGGAACCAAAGAUGCUUUCCUUUUGUCUUUUGCGGUACUUUUAUCUGGCCCUGUAUAUAUUUUUCCUUGUUAAUAAAAAUGUGUAACAAUAUA